GCUUCAGGACAGACCUGUCCUGACUUGCAGCCUUGGUCACCCAACAAUUCCAGGGCCUGCAAAGGAGAGAUUUAUGACUUCUCUGACCUUGCAAAUUGCUGAGUCAGAUGGUGAUGUUUUUUUGCUGCAUUCCCAGGCUAUAAAGAACCCUGUGGGUUCUCCUGCUAUGGCCCUGUCCCGGCAUGAUACUCAUCCCCAGGCUGCAGCGAGAGGGAGCAGCUGGUGCUGAAUGUGCUGAGGGUCGCUUCUCCACAUCCUUCUCCCUGGGAGGGGUGUGAUAUCCCCGGCUUCCCGAGGGCAGCACACCAGCCCUGGAGGCUGCAGCCUUGCCAAGCCCCAGCGGGAUCAGCCAGGGGGACAGUGCCAUGGCUGAGAAGAUGUCACCGAGCCCCGGCGGGGGCAUCACGCCUCUGCAGCAGAUGCUGGCCUCGGGGACAGGUGCCAUCCUCACCUCCCUGUUCGUGACGCCGCUGGACGUGGUGAAGAUCCGGCUGCAGGCCCAGAGGACUCCCUUCUCCAAAGUGUUGGCAGCGCAGUCAGUGCCCUGGGGCGCUCAGCCGGCCACAUGGAAGUGUUUCCUGUACUGCAAUGGGCUCAUGGACCACCUGUACGUGUGCCAGAAUGGCAAUGGCUGCACCGCCUGGUACAAGGCCCCCGGCCACUUCACCGGCACGCUGGAUGCCUUUGUGAAGAUCACACGCUAUGAGGGCAUCAGAUCUCUGUGGAGCGGCUUGCCGCCCACCCUGGUGAUGGCUGUGCCAGCCACCGUCAUUUACUUCACUGCCUAUGACCAGCUGCGGGACUACCUGCACGCCCGGAUGGGGAGCUGGAGCCACUGCAUCCCCCUGCUGGCUGGGGCCCUCGCCAGGCUGGGUGCUGUGACAGUCAUCAGCCCCCUGGAGCUGAUCCGCACCAAGAUGCAGUCCCAGCAGCUGAGCUACCGUGAGCUGCGUGUCUGUAUCCAGUCAGCAGUGGCACAGGAUGGCUGGCUGUCCCUCUGGAGAGGCUGGGGCCCCACCGUGCUGCGGGACGUGCCCUUCUCAGCUCUGUACUGGUUUAACUACGAGCUGGUGAGGACGUGGCUCUGCAGGCAGGCCUGGCUGGACGGGGCCACCUUCAUGGUCAGCUUCGCAUCCGGGGCCAUCUCUGGCACGGUGGCUGCAGUGCUGACACUGCCCUUCGACGUGGUCAAAACCCAGCGGCAGAUCGAGCUGGGAGACAGUGAGGUGCACCCAGUCACAGCCUCCAAGCCUUCCUCCACCUGGCUGCUCAUGCAGCGGAUCCGUGCCGAGUCUGGCACCCGGGGGCUCUUUGCAGGGUUCCUGCCCCGUGUCAUCAAGGUGGCACCUGCCUGCGCCAUCAUGAUCAGCACCUAUGAAUUUGGCAAGAGCUUCUUCCAGAAGCUGAACCAGGAGCAGCAGCUGCGGGGAUUGUGAGGAGGCCUGGGGCAGGGCUGGAUGUGGCCAUGGC
This is a messenger RNA of Sturnus vulgaris (Common starling), 1470 nucleotides long. Lineage: Eukaryota; Metazoa; Chordata; Aves; Passeriformes; Sturnidae. The record is from RefSeq and is a predicted model, not a curated record.